AUGGACUUGAGCGUAAAUAGUCUCUUUGGCAACAUUCCGCCUCAAAUCGGUCUCUUGAGCAAUAUCAACUAUCUUGACCUCUCUAUCAAUCGGUUCUCAGGGAUAAUACCACCAGAAAUUGGCCAUCUAACGAAAUUGGAGGUCCUACACCUGGGUUUCAAUGGGUUAAAUGGCUCCAUUCCCCUAGAAAUUGGGCAACUGCAUUUGCUCCGUGAGGUCGCACUAUGUUUGAAUCAAUUGCGUGGAUCCAUCCCUUCCUCAUUGGGUAAUUUGAGCAAAUUAGCUAGGGUGUAUGUUUACAACAACUCUCUUUCUGGUUCUAUACCUCCUGAAAUGGGUAAUAUGAUAAAUUUGGAAGUGCUCCACAUGGACACCAACUUCCUGACAGGACCAAUUCCUUCCACUCUAGGUAACUUAACCAAAUUGAGAGAGCUGCACCUAUUUGCUAAUAAGCUUAACGGUUCCAUCCCCCUAGAGCUUGGGAAUUUGAAACUUCUCAGCUCAUUGAGUCUUUACAAUAAUAAUCUUUCUGGUUCAAUCUCACCGAUAUUAAGCAAUUUGACGGAGCUUAUCUUUCUUUACCUCCAUGAUAACCAGCUUUUGGGUCACAUUCCCGAUGAGAUGGGAAAUCUUCAUGCUAUGCAUGACUUAAAGCUAAGUGGAAAUCAGCUCACCGGCCCAAUUCCUUCAUCUUUGGGUAACUUGACCAGUCUAGUCUAUUUGCGCCUCCAACUCAAUCAACUUUCUGGUUUGAUUCCUAGAUCCUUAGGGGAUCUAAUGAACUUGAAGGUGCUGCUAUUGAGCUACAACCAUCUUUCUGGUAACAUUCCUAUUGAGUUAGGAAAAAUUCAAACUGUGGACCUGUUGCCUCUGAGUGCAAAUAAGCUCACCGGUCCAAUUCCUUUUUCUUUCGGUAAUUUGACUAACCUAGUCUAUUUACGCCUCAGUGAGAAUCAACUUUCAAGGAAAAUCCCUUUAUCGAUUUGCAAUGCCACCAACCUUUCACUCCUCAUCUUGUCUAAUAAUAGCUUAACUGGCAACUUGCCCCAGUGCUUAUCAUACUUGAGCAUUGGUUUAUCUGUUUUGAACUUGCGAAUGAAUAUUCUUUCAGGCACGAUCCCUCAAACAUUUUCACUACAAAGUAGCUUGAGAACUCUUGACUUGAGUGAAAAUCAAUUUGAAGGCACAUUGCCACAAUCCCUUGUCAAUUGCAAAAACUUGGAAGUCCUAGAUUUGAGCAACAAUAAGAUAGUAGAUAAGUUCCCGGCAUGGUUGGGAAGAUUGCCAAACCUAAAAGUUCUUACUUUGAGGUCCAACAAUUUUAAUGGUCUUUUAGAUUUUCCAAAGGUAUCUCAUCUCUUUCCUAAGUUGCACAUUUUGGAUCUCUCAAACAACGACUUUGUCGGUCCUUUACCAGCCAAUUUGAUAGCAAAACUUGAAGGGAUGAUGAAUGGACAAGACGGUCAAGAGACGCAAAAAAAAUCACUGUACAUGAGGCAAGAAGCUGGAACGCGAUUCUAUGAAGCUUCUGUGAAUGUGACCAUGAAAGGGAAGGAGAUUCGGCUAGAGAGGAUCUUGACCAUCUUCACAACCAUCGACUUAUCGCACAACUCUUUUCAAGGGAACAUCCCAAGUGCUAUUGGAAAUCUUCAUUUUCUCAUAGGGCUCAACCUUUCCCACAACCAUCUCGUGGGCCCCAUUCCUUCGACCCUUGGAAAUUUGACUAACCUUGAAUGGCUAGAUUUAUCUUCAAACAAGCUUAGUGGAAGGGUUCCUAGAGAAUUAGAUGAUUUGUCAUUCCUUGGAUAUUUGGACCUCUCAGAGAAUCAACUCACAGGCCCCAUACCUCAAGAAAAGCAACUGAGCACAUUCAUGGGCGAUUCAUUUCGUGGAAACCCAGGGUUAUGUGGAACUCCAUUACGAAACACAUGCCCUGGUGAUGCUCAGCCUCCACCACCACCACCAUCAUUCUUCCUAGAGAAUAAUACAAGAAAGCAUGGUAGCAUGUUUGAUGAAAAAGCAGUCAUGAUAGGCUAUGCAUCUGGAAUUGUGAUUGGAAUGUCCAUAGCGUAUGUUACAUGUGAAAUUGGAAGACCCAAAUGGCUUGCCUCAAAAGUAAGAAUAGUGGAAAGAAGAGGAGCCAAAUGGAUGAAGAAGCCAAUGCAGAAGGCCAUCAAAUUUCAUGCAGGCCGAUGA
Molecule: messenger RNA, 2196 nt
Organism: Eucalyptus grandis
Lineage: Eukaryota; Viridiplantae; Streptophyta; Magnoliopsida; Myrtales; Myrtaceae
Product: receptor like protein 26
Exons: 1
Coding region: 1-2196 (731 amino acids)
Molecular function (GO): protein binding
Source: RefSeq, a predicted model, not a curated record